AGUAAAGGAAAAGCUUUUGUGAAAGCUGCAAUGCUUCAAUCCCACACGCAAAGUUUAGAAUUGAAUCCCAAUCAAUUAUUAGACCCACUCUACUGUUUUGCAUUUAAUUGUGUGGACCAAAUGGAGCUAUACGAUCCUUCCUGGAAGGCAAAUCUGAUGUUGACUAAAAGCUCUUCAUUUGUUCAUAAAUUUCUUGCAUCAGACUAGUUUACCCAAAUAUUCAUCUCUUGUAUUUUGCUUUCUCUACCUUCUCCAAACUCAGCUGCACAAGAUCCUUCUGUUAUCACUGAUCAUGGCUUCUACUUCUUCCACUCCUCCCAAUCAGGGGAAGAAAUGGGAUGUUUUUAUUAGUUUUAGAGGCGACGAUACGCGUUAUGGUAUUCUCUCCCAUCUCUCUAGAGCCUUGAAGGACAAACAAAUCAAGACUUUUACGGAUGAAGAGCUCCAUAAAGGAGAAGAGAUCUCACCAGAGCUCUUGAAAAUAAUCUGGGAAUCAAGUGUCUCAAUAGUCAUUUUCUCUGAAAAUUAUGCAGAUUCUCCAUGGUGUUUGGAUGAGCUUGUUGAGAUACUUAAAUGCAAGGAAGAAUCAGCACAAAUAGUUCUACCGGUUUUUUACAAAGUAGAUCCAACUGACGUUCAAAAGCUUUCAGGGAAUUUCGGGAAGGCAUUUGCUAUUGCUAUGCAUGGGGAAAAAGGCAGUUCACAAAAGGUGGACAACUGGAAGCGUGCUUUGAUGGAAGUAAGCAACUUAUCAGGAUGGGAUUCACAGAAAAUCAAAUAUGAGGCCAAAUUGGUUGAGGGAAUUGUCAAUGAUGUUCUGAAAAAAUUUAGUGAUAUGUCUAAAGGUGAUGAUUCUUAUGAUCGCAACUUGAUUGGAAUUAAACUGCGUGUGGAAGAAGUGGAACGGUUGUUAAAUGAGAAGCAGAUUGUAGGAAUUUGGGGGAUGGGAGGCAUUGGUAAAACAACUAUUGCACAAGAAGUAUUUCAUCGAAACAAGAAUAAAUUUGAUGGUCAUUGUUUCGUUGAAAAUGUUAGGGAAACAAUGACAAAGCAAUCAUCAAAUUCAGUGCGAGUCAAAAUCAUUCAACAAUUAUUAAGGGACAAACAUGUAGACAGUUUGAAUGAUUCUACUAGGAGAAGGCUUAAGAGUAAGAAGGUAUUGAUUGUUUUUGAUGAUGUAGAGGAUCGAAACCAUUUAAAAGAUUUAGCAGGAGAUUGUGAUUUGUAUGGUGAGGGAAGUAGAAUCAUCAUAACUAGUAGAGAUUCACUUGGUUUAUCAGAGGAAGACAGAUAUGAGGUUGAGAAGUUAAGUGAUUCUCAAGGUCUGGAACUCUUUAGCUUGCAUGCCUUCGAGCAAAAUCUUUCCAAGGAAGAAUAUAAGGAGCUAUCAAACAAGGCAAAAAACUAUGCUGGAGGCAAUCCAUUAGCUCUUAAAGUUUUGGGAUCUCAUUUAUUUAAUAUGCACAUAGAAGAAUGGGAAAGUGAAUUGGAAAAAUUGAAAGUUGAACCUCUUGAGAAAAUUCAAGCUGUUUUGAAAACAAGUUAUGAUGGGCUAGGGGAUAAGGACAAGGACAUAUUUCUUGAUAUUGCAUGUUUCUUCAAAGGGCAAAAUAAAGAUAAGGUUGAGAGAAUAUUAGAAGCAUUUGGUUUCUUUCCAAAAAGUGGAAUACCUCGCUUACUUAAAAAAUCUCUCAUAACUGUUUCGUCACUCAAUGAGAUUCAUAUGCAUGACUUGCUAGAGCAAAUGGGCAAGGAUAUUGUUAUUAAGGAAUGCAAACAGCCUGGAGGACGCAGCAGGUUGUGGAAUUAUGAAGAUAUUAGUCAUGCAUUGACAACAGGGACGGGAACCGAAAAUGUUGAGGCCAUAUCGUUUCGUUGGGAUGGGAGAGAUAUUGGGAAGCCUUUGAAGCUAAGUGCCACGGCCUUUGCGAAGAUGUGCAAUCUUAGAUUCAUCGAAGUAUGUGCACUGUGGACCCGAGUGCUCCUUCCUAAGAACUUUGAAUUUUGUGCACAAGCACUAAGAUGUCUUUGCUGGGAUUAUUAUCCUCUGGAAUCUUUGCCGUUAAAUUUUUGGCCAAAGAAUCUUGUAGAACUUCACAGGACUUCUAGAAAACUCAUACAACUGUGGAAUGGAGGAGAUAAGUCUCUUGAAAAUUUGAAAUUAAUGGACCUUAGCUACUCUCGUAACCUGAUCCAGAUUCCGGACUUGUCAAGUAUUGCCCCAAAUCUCGAGUUUUUAUAUUUAAAUUACUGUAAGAGUUUGGUUGAAAUUCCCUCUCUUCAAAAUCUAAGUAAUCUUGCAGAACUUCGUAUGCGUGGGAGCAAACUCAUACAACUGUGGAAUGGAGGAGAUAAGCCUCUUGGAAAUUUGAAAUUAAUGGACAUCAGCUGCUCUCAUCGCCUGAUCAGGAUUCCGAACUUGUCUAGUAUUGCCCCAAAUCUCGAGUUUUUAUAUUUGAAAGAAUGUUUGAGUUUGGUUGAAAUUCCCUCUCUUCAAAAUCUGAGCAAGCUUACUGAACUUCAUCUAAGUGAUUGCUGCAAAAUCAAAGAUUGUCCAGAGAUUCCGUGUAAUAUAAGGAUUCUAAAAUUAGACAGAACUGGAAUAGAACAACUGCCCUCAUCAAUUAAGCAUCUGUCUCAACUUGUCAUAUUGUCCUUGGAUCAGUGUACAGCACUCGCGAGUCUUCCAAGCAGCAUUGGCAAUUUGAAACGUCUUGAAGAACUUCAUCUAGCUAAAUGUUCAAGACUCGUGACUAUUCCAAGCAGCAUAGGCGAGUUGAAAUGUCUUGAAAAAUUAUUUAUCCGGAAUUGCUCAAAUUUAGCAAGUCUUCCUGAAAGCAUCAAACAACUUUCGAAGUUGAAAAAGCUUGAUUUAGAAGGUUGCAAGAGACUUAAAAGUUUACCAGGGCUUCCAUCAUGCUUAGAAUUAUUAAAUGCAAUUGAUUGCCACUCUCUGGAAUCUGCAUCAAUUUCUUUCAAUUUCUUAGAACAUGAUGAUGAAAAUGAAGAAGCAGAUAGAAGUAAACAUGAAAAUGAAGAAGCACAUAAAAGUGAAUCUGAAGAUUGCAAAGUUCUUGAUUUUAGUAAUUGCGUCAAAUUGAAUAAGAAAGUAAUGGAGGAUGUUUUUGAAGCGCACCUGUUGGGUCAGAAAGUUACAUUAUUGAUGGCAGGAGGUGAAGUGCCAGAAAGGAUGAGGUAUAAGAAUAAAGGAUCCUCGCUUUCCUUCAAACUUGACCUUCGACACUUAAUUGCCUUCUCUUUCUGCGUUGUUCUUCGUCCCAGAGGUUUAAUCGAUUUUCCCUUCGAAUUUGAAGUGGAUUUCAUAUGUGAAUCUGGAAAUAGGCGGGAACGUAAUGCGUUCAACUUUUCUAGCGAUAAGGACUUUGCGAAUUGGAUUGAUUCUUAUGGAGGUCCGUAUGGUUCGGACUCAUCACACGUGUUGCUUUCAUUCAAUGGAUUGAGGACACGUUUUGAUGAAGAGUCUUCCGUUACGGCCUCAUUUUGCUGCAAGGCUGACUAUUUCGUGGAUCGGCCGGAAAUUAUGGAGUGUGGGGUCCAUCCUAUAUAUAGUAGAGAUAAAAGGAGAAGCAGAAAUGAAAAGCAUCAAGAUGACGAGGAAUGCCAAUCACUUCUUCAAAUAUUGGAAGACAAAUCGAAGAGAAGAAGAAUAAAUAAUGAGGAGGAAGCUUCUUCUUCUUCUUCACUCGAUCUAAAUCUCUCUCUAUCUCUUCCUGCUUCCUCUUAACCAAACCCCACUCACUUUCACAACA
This is a messenger RNA of Hevea brasiliensis (rubber tree), 3770 nucleotides long. Its product is annotated as disease resistance protein RUN1-like. The coding region runs from base 293 to 3745 and encodes 1150 amino acids. NCBI's taxonomy places the organism in Eukaryota, Viridiplantae, Streptophyta, Magnoliopsida, Malpighiales, Euphorbiaceae. The transcript is spliced from 5 exons. Gene Ontology annotation, molecular function: ADP binding. Gene Ontology annotation, biological process: signal transduction; defense response. The record is from RefSeq and is a predicted model, not a curated record.